UUCUCGACCGCCUGACCGCUUGUGAUUGCUGCAGGCACGGUGUGCAUAGUCACAUCGCAGCUAGAUACAACUGUUGUUUUUGGGCUCCGAUGGCCUGGAUAUAUCACCAUGUCUAGUUCUUCACUUCGUUUCUUCCACUCCGCACAGGUCUAAGGUAAUCUAAAGUUGAUUCCUUACGUACGGAUAGGAGGAGAUGUUGUUCCUCUGCCUCCUGACUACUAGCGAUUAUUGCAAUCUUGAUACAUGUUUUAUCACGUCAUAGAUUUGGCGGUUCUGAUUUGAUGCGAUUAAUCGAAGAGACAUAUCUGUGAACAUUCUGCGAAGAGGAGCAUUGAAAUCGCGGGAGAAACGAGGACCGCUGCUCCAAAGAGGCCUCCCGUUACCGCAACCGUUUUCUCCAAUAUAAACGGAUAUAUCUCACGCGCAUACCCCGCUCCUAUAUCUCCCUAUAUACAGCAUCCAGUCGACAUAUGACAACAGCGGAGCAAAGCCCAAUCCAUAAUGGAGCGGGUUUACCAAUCCGCCCGGAAUCUCGCGUCCUAAUAAUAAUGACAGGCGGCACGAUAUGCAUGCAGCGCUCUGAUUCCGGCUUCAUCCCCGCACGCGGCUUUCAAAAGACUGCGCUGGAUCCUGUACCCAUCUUCAAUGACAAAUCCAACCCCAAACCCCUCGACGUCGUCAUUAACGGUAUAGGUGAGCGGCGACUACACGAUAGCCUCCGCACCCCACCGACCUCCUAUGGCGGCCGCGUCCGCUACACGGUCUUCGAAUUCGAUGAACUGCUCGACAGCAGCUCAAUUGACUCGAAGGGCUGGGCCCAGAUCGCCCUCACCAUCUCCUGGAACUACACGCUCUUCGAUGCCUUCGUUGUCCUGCAUGGUACGGACAGUCUGGCCUACACAUGCUCCGCACUCAGCUUCAUGCUGCGCAACCUAGGGAAGCCAGUGAUAUUGACCGGGUCGCAGGCCCCCAUGCUUGAGUUGCAGAACGACGCUACGAACAAUCUCCUCGGCUCGCUGGUGAUCGCGGGCAAUUUCAUGAUUCCGGAAGUAUGUUUGUACUUUAACUAUAAGCUGCUGCGGGGGAACCGGGCAACCAAAGUGUCCGCGAGCGCAUUUGCAGCGUUCGAUUCGCCAAAUUUCGCGCCCCUGGCUGUCACAACGGCCAUGAGGACGAAUGUGGCGUGGGAUCUUGUACGUAGGCCGACGCAUAUUGAGCAUUUUAGCAUCCAGGUCAACCUGGAUACAACGCAUGUGGCCUGUCUGAGGAUAUUCCCUGGAAUUAAGCCAGAGAUGGUGGACGCCGUGUUGCGGUUGGAGGGAUUAAAGGGCCUUGUACUCGAGACGUUUGGCGCCGGAAAUGCGCCAGGUGGCCAGGAUAAUGCAAUGACGGACGUGCUCGCGGCUGCGAUUAAGCGCGGGAUUGUUAUUGUAAAUGUCACGCAAUGUCUUUCCGGUUUUGUCAGCCCAGUUUAUGCCCCAGGAAUGACCCUCUACCGUGCCGGCGUUGUUGCUGGUCAAGAUAUGACGACGGAAGCUGCAUUGACUAAACUUGCCUACCUACUUGCUCUUCCCGGAGCAACCCCUCAAUCUGUCGCGCGCGACAUGUCCAUCUCCCUUCAUGGAGAACUUACUGAACACUCACAGCCACUUUUCGAACACCCAGACGGCGCUCUACCACAACGAGUCAAGAGUUUGGCUGCACUUGGCUACGCAAUUGCGCAUGGAGAUCUCGAGAAAGUGAAGGAUAUCCUCCGUGGUGAGGAGGAGUGGAUUUUGAACGAUGCUGAUUAUUCGGGAAAUACUCCAUUGCACCUCGCCGCAAUAUCCCCCAAUCUAUCGAUCCUACGCCACUUCCUUCUCCACGGCGGAUCCGUCCACUUACGAAACCGCAUGGGCCGAACCGCGCUUUUCCUCGCCGCCAACGCUGGCCUAAGUGAACAUGUCCAGCUGCUGCGACAGUCGGGCGCCCAUUUACAUGCUGACGAGCGCUCUGUGGCUGAGCUGUAUGCGAGACAGCGGCUGGAGAAUGGGCAGGGUUUGGGUAUCUGGGGGCUUGCUGGGGUGGAGGUGGAUGGACGUGGGGAAAGAGAAGAGGAAGGGAAAAUGAAUGGGCAAGCGGGAGGGAAAUCCAAAGAAAAUAUGUUGUGAAUUUAGAGAUGAGGUUGGCGUUGGCGUCCCUUUUCCUGAAUGCAUUUUAUUAAAGUCGAAAGGGUUGGGGGCUUAGAGAGAGGAAAGUGUUUUGCUUCUGGGGCCGGUAUCUUUGUGUCGGGUUCUCUGCUGGUGCUUUAUCUAAAGGAGUUAAUGGGAAGCGAUUGUUACACAU
Histoplasma capsulatum G186AR is the source of this 2325-nucleotide messenger RNA. RefSeq names its product lysophospholipase. NCBI's taxonomy places the organism in Eukaryota, Fungi, Ascomycota, Eurotiomycetes, Onygenales, Ajellomycetaceae. Bases 471 to 2150 code for a protein of 559 amino acids. The record is from RefSeq and is a predicted model, not a curated record. The transcript has 3 exons. Gene Ontology annotation, molecular function: protein binding; asparaginase activity.